Messenger RNA from Cydia fagiglandana, 2532 nucleotides. It is a transcript of the gene Mfap1, whose product is annotated as microfibrillar-associated protein 1. Gene Ontology annotation, biological process: mRNA splicing, via spliceosome. Gene Ontology annotation, cellular component: U2-type spliceosomal complex. Bases 86 to 1426 code for a protein of 446 amino acids. The transcript is spliced from 9 exons. The record is from RefSeq and is a predicted model, not a curated record. NCBI's taxonomy places the organism in Eukaryota, Metazoa, Arthropoda, Insecta, Lepidoptera, Tortricidae. Gene Ontology annotation, molecular function: RNA binding.
GUCUGUGGACAGCGUUGUGUAUUCUAUUGUAAUUUUGUUAAAACAAAAUAAUUCUUCUUUAAAAAGUGUAAGCUUCAUUUCUACCAUGAGCAUGAAUAGCAUGAAUGCGCUGCCCGCGCAACCUACGGGCAUUCAGAGUACUGCAGGAGCUGUACCCAUUCGAAAUGAAAAAGGUGAAAUAUCUAUGCAAAAGGUGAAGGUACAGAGGUACAUAUCUGGUAAGAAACCCGACUACGCACAGGGUGCCUCGUCCUCGGAAGAGUCUGACACUGAGGACUUCAUAGAACAGCAGAGACCAGAGCGGAGACAGCAGACAUUGCCACAAGUGAUCAGUCGAAAAGAUGAGCACAGUGAUUCUGAGGGAGAGGUGGACGACCCGCGUCUUCGCCGUCUACGGGUGGCUGCGCGCUCCCCGCCCCGCCGCGCCGAGCACAAGCCCGAGAUCAUUGAUGCCGAACCACAGGGAGAGUCAGCCUCAAGUGCCGAAGAGCAACAGGACAGCUCGGAGAGCGAGGAUGAACUGGAUGAGGAGGAGAUUGAGAGGCGGCGGCAGGCGCUCAAAGCUAAAUUAGCGGCUAGAGAGGCAGAGCGGGAAGUUCUAGGACGGGAAGAGGACGAAGAAAUGCUGGAUGGCAUUAAAGAGGAGAGUGGUUCAUCAGACACGGAAUACACAGACAGUGAAGAAGAUACUGGGCCAAGAGUGAAACCAGUGUUCGUCAGAGCGUCAGACAGAAUGACGGUGGCAGAAAGAGAGCGCAAGGCGAAGCAGCAGAAGAAAGAAGAGUCAGAAGCUCGCAAGGAGAAGGAGGAACGGAGAAGGGAAGCGUUGAAGUUAGUUGAAGACACAAUCCGAUCCGAGCAAAGGAGUACACAGGGCGAGCAAAAGGAGGGCAACAUAAAUGACGUGUGUACAGAUGAUGAAAACGACGAGGUAGAGUACGAGGCGUGGAAACUGCGCGAGUUGAAGCGGAUAAAACGUGACAAGGAAGAGAGAGAGGCCGCCGAGAAGGAGUUAUUGGCCAUCGAGCGUAUGCGCAACAUGACGGAGGAGGAACGGCGCGUGGAACAGAGGCUGAACCCCAAAGUGGUCACCAACAAGUCAGUCAAGGGCAAAUACAAGUUCUUGCAGAAAUAUUAUCACAGAGGUGCCUUCUAUUUGGAUAAAGAAGAAGAUGUAUUCAAACAAGACUUUUCGGGGGCAACAUUGGACGAUCACUUUGACAAGACUGUUUUACCUAAGGUGAUGCAAGUAAAGAAGUUCGGUCGCUCCGGACGCACCAAGUACACGCACUUGGUCGACCAGGACACGACGGAGUUCGACUCGGCGUGGAGCAGCGACUCGGCGGCCGCGAGGCUCGCCAACUUCCGCGGCGGGAUGAAGCAGGUGUUCGACCGACCCUCGGCCAAGAGGAAACAUACCGUGUAGCGGAAUUAGUUGCACAUAUUGCUUAGGAUAAAUUGUUGAGAUAACAGAACUGUAAAUUAAGUGCGUGCAAGCAUAGGAAGUGACGUAACACCGGUUUGAUAUGAUAUUAUGAUAUUGUCAAUAAAAUAAGCCAUGAAAUUAAAAUAACAGUUUAGAUUUUUUUUGUGACAGAUAUUUGCCAGUUUAAAUCCUAAAUCAGCCUGUGACGUAACAAAGUGUGACAAAGAGCUUUAUAAAACUACACAUGUACCUAUGUAUCAUGACAGUAAACCUCAUCGCAAAGUUCCUACGUCAUGGGUGUUUUCUAUGUAUAUAUGUUGUUGAGGCCUAGGCUCCUUUCUAGGUAGUGCAGGGAUGCCUAAGAGGAUCUUCAAUGAAGACUUGUUAUUUUAACUGGUUUACAAAUUUUUAUUUGCAAAAUUAAAUUAAAAAUAAUAAAGUACAAGUAAGAGUUUGUCGUUCAACGUAUUUUAGAAGAUUGCCGUUGGUUGCUGUCGGCGGACGUUAUAUACGAAUCCGAUCGUUGCCGAUCUUCGAAUUUCGGACGCAAUCGGCCGUCCAUGACGUCAUAUAAGAUGCGUUCUGAACAUAUGUAUUUAUCUAUAUAAGUAUGUUUAUAUCGUCGCCUAGUACCCAUAGUACAAGCUAUGCUUAGUUUGGGGCUAGGUCGAUCUGUAUGAGAUGUCCCCAAUAUUUAUUUAUUUAUAUUUAUUUUAAAUAUAUAAGAACCAUCAAACUUGCGCUGCAAGUGUCAAUUUACCAGGUCCUUAAUAGAGAGGAACAUUCUGCUCACUUACUGCGAUCUAACAAGCGUUAUUUUUCGAAAAUGUGUACCUAAGUACGUCAUAAAACAAAGUUUGUAUCCGUUUAACCCUUUGUGCAUUUUGACAUGGUUCACGUUGACGCGCCGCGCACGAUAAGGCGUAGCGUACAAGUUACUUGUUAAUACAGGACUCGCCUGUAUGUUAUAUAAUUUAUGUAUCGAACAAGUGUAUUAGAUGAAUUAUUAUGUGUGCACGGUCACGAAUACGCGCCUGGUGAAAAAUGUGUAAAUAUUAUUAUGUUUUAAAAUAACUUUGCACUUAUUAAAAACAUGAAUUCUUCAA